AUGGCUGUGACGGUUCCUUUGAAGCUGCUACACGAGUCGCAGGGAUUUAUUGUCACUGUUGAAACAAGCAGCGGAGACAUGUACAGAGGACGCGUCAGAGAGGUUGAUGAUUACAUGAACCUGGUUCUGGAUGAUGUGGUUGUCACAUCGAACAAUUCGAGCCUAUCGAGGAAAGAGGUUCUCAUCAGGGGAUCAAGCAUUAGAUUCUUUGUUCUGCCGCCCGCGCUGAAGUUUGCCCCAUUCUUUGGGAAAGCAAGGGCUUGA
Messenger RNA from Encephalitozoon cuniculi GB-M1, 264 nucleotides. Its product is annotated as mRNA splicing protein SMD3. Gene Ontology annotation, molecular function: RNA binding. The record is from RefSeq and is marked provisional. NCBI's taxonomy places the organism in Eukaryota, Fungi, Microsporidia, Unikaryonidae. The coding region runs from base 1 to 264 and encodes 87 amino acids. The transcript has a single exon. Gene Ontology annotation, biological process: spliceosomal snRNP assembly; RNA processing. Gene Ontology annotation, cellular component: U12-type spliceosomal complex; precatalytic spliceosome; U5 snRNP.